Molecule: messenger RNA, 4704 nt
Organism: Myotis myotis
Lineage: Eukaryota; Metazoa; Chordata; Mammalia; Chiroptera; Vespertilionidae
Gene: ADAM17
Product: ADAM metallopeptidase domain 17
Exons: 19
Coding region: 129-2786 (885 amino acids)
Biological process (GO): Notch signaling pathway; membrane protein ectodomain proteolysis
Cellular component (GO): plasma membrane
Molecular function (GO): metalloendopeptidase activity
Source: RefSeq, a predicted model, not a curated record
GGCGCGGGAGGAACAAUUGGUGUGAGGGGCCGGGCCGGGCGGAUCCUUUCCUUCCCCCAAUGUGAGCCGCGUCCCGAACCCCCGUCCGGCCGAGGCUGCCCCGCGAGGUGGGAGCGCGGCCCGGGAACAUGAGGCGGUGCCUGCUCCUCCUGACCAGCCUGGUGCCUUUCGUGCUGGCGCCGCGACCUCCGGACCCGCCGGGCUCGGGCUCUCCGCCGCGACUCGAAAAGCUUGAUUCUUUGCUCUCAGACUACGAUAUCCUCUCUUUAUCCAGUAUCCAACAGCACUCGGUAAGAAAGAGAGAUCUACAGGCAUCAACACAUUUAGAAACACUGCUGACGUUUUCAGCAUUGAAAAGGCAUUUUAAAUUAUACCUGACGUCAAGUACUGAACGCUUUUCCCAAAAUUUCAAAGUUGUGGUGGUCGAUGGUAAAAAUGAAAGCGAGUACAGCGUCAAGUGGCAAGACUUCUUCCGUGGACACGUGGUUGGUGAGCCUGACUCUAGGGUUCUAGCCCAUAUAGGAGAUGAUGAUAUUACAAUAAGGAUCAACACAGAUGGGGCAGAAUAUAAUAUAGAGCCACUUUGGAGACUAAUUAAUGAUACUAAAGACAAAAGAAUAUUAGUUUAUAAAUCUGAAGAUAUCAAGAACGUUUCACGGUUGCACUCUUCAAAAGUGUGUGGUUACAUAAAGGCGGAAAAUGAAGAUUUGCUUCCAGAAGGGCUGGUAGAUGGAGAGGCACCUAAGGAACUUGUUCAUCGGGUGAGGAGAAGAGCCGACCCUGAUCCCAUGAAGAACACGUGUAAAUUACUGGUGGUGGCAGAUCAUCGCUUUUACAAGCACAUGGGCAGAGGGGAAGAGAGCACCACCACCAAUUACUUAAUAGAGCUCAUUGACAGAGUCGAUGACAUCUACCGGAACACUUCCUGGGACAACGCAGGCUUUAAAGGUUAUGGAAUACAGAUAGAACAGAUUCGCAUUUUCAAGACUCCAGAGGAUGUGAAACCUGGCCAGAGGCACUAUAAUAUGGCAAAAAGUUAUCCAAAUGAAGAAAAGGAUGCCUGGGAUGUGAAGAUGCUGCUGGAGCAAUUUAGCUUUGAUAUAGCGGAAGAGGCAUCUAAAGUCUGCCUAGCACAUCUUUUCACGUACCAGGAUUUUGAUAUGGGAACUCUUGGAUUGGCUUAUGUUGGUUCUCCCAGAGCAAACAGUCACGGAGGUGUUUGUCCAAAGGCUUAUUAUAGUCCAAUUGGAAAGAAAAAUAUCUAUUUGAAUAGUGGUUUGACCAGCACAAAAAAUUAUGGUAAAACCAUUCUUACGAAGGAAGCUGACCUGGUUACAACUCAUGAAUUGGGGCACAAUUUUGGAGCAGAACAUGAUCCGGAUGGUCUAGCGGAAUGUGCCCCAAAUGAGGACCAGGGAGGAAAAUUCGUGAUGUAUCCCAUAGCUGUGAGCGGAGAUCAUGAGAACAAUAAGCUGUUUUCAAACUGCAGUAAACAGUCCAUCUACAAGACCAUCGAAAGCAAGGCCCAGGAGUGUUUCCAAGAGCGCAGCAACAAAGUGUGCGGGAACUCCCGCGUGGACGAAGGAGAGGAGUGCGACCCGGGCAUCAUGUACCUGAACAACGACACCUGCUGCCACAGCAACUGCACGCUGAAGGAGGGCGUCCAGUGCAGUGACCGGAACAGUCCUUGCUGUAAAAACUGCCAGUUUGAGACUGCCCAGAAGAAGUGCCAAGAGGCCAUUAAUGCUACGUGCAAAGGCGUGUCUUACUGCACAGGUAACAGCAGUGAGUGCCCUCCGCCGGGGAACGCCGAGGACGACACGGUGUGCUUGGACCUGGGCAAGUGCAAGGACGGCAAGUGUGUGCCCUUCUGCGAGAGGGAGCAGCAGCUGGAGUCCUGCGCGUGUAACGAGACGGACAACUCGUGCAAGGUGUGUUGCCGGGACGCCCAGGGCCGGUGUGUGCCCUAUGUUGACUCCGAGCAGAAGAACUUGUUUUUGAGGAAAGGGAAGCCCUGUACAGUAGGGUUCUGUGACAUGAAUGGCAAAUGCGAGAAACGAGUACAGGAUGUCAUCGAGCGAUUUUGGGACUUCAUCGAUCAGCUGAGCAUCAAUACUUUCGGGAAGUUCUUAGCAGACAACAUCGUGGGCUCCGUCCUGGUUUUCUCCUUGAUCUUUUGGAUUCCUUUCAGCAUUCUUGUCCAUUGUGUGGAUAAGAAGCUGGAUAAGCAGUAUGAGUCCCUGUCCCUGUUUCACCCCAGUGUGAGUAUGCUGCCCGACAGAAGGCCUCUCAGUGGCACAGGGAGACCUCCGUCGGCCACCCAGCUGCGCCCCCUGUGGCUGCUGGAGGUCCUGCUGCAGCAGGAAAGGCCGAGAACGUGGAAAUGCUCAGCAGCAUGGACUCUGCCUCGGUCCGCAUCAUCAAGCCCUUUCCGGGGCCGCAGACCCCAGGCCGCCUGCAGCCCCUGCAGUCCGCCCCUGUGGUGCCGAUGGUGCCUGUGGCCCCGAAACUGGACCACCAGCGCAUGGACACCAUCCAGGAAGACCCGAGCACGGACUCGCACAUGGACGAGGACGGCUUCGAGAAGGACCCCUUCCCGAGCAGCAGCACGGCCGCCAAGUCGUUUGAGGACCUCACGGGCCACCCGGUCACGAGGAGCGAGAAGGCCUCAUCCUUCAAGCUGCAGCGGCAGAACCGCGUCGACAGCAAAGAGACCGAGUGCUAGUGUAGGGAGGGAGGCCCUGCGCUCUGCCCUGUGUGCAAGGUGUUUUGUAGGUGUGACCUAAAAUCACUCGCAGACUUCGUGAAGAUCUAGGAGAAACAAGGCGGUGACUUCAGCAGGUGCUGGUCACGUGUCUGGACUUCUUGGCAUAUGUGCUUGUGUGGUUGGGCCUUUCUGUGUGAACAGGUAAGGUGAAUCUAGCUUAUUUUGAGGCUUUCAGGUUUUAGUGUUUAAAAUAUCCUUCAACCUGUGGUGCAGAAGCAGAAAAUACAGCUGGAUUAGGUCAUAAGUAUUUACGUUUUUGUAAAGUAACCUUUAUAUCGAUGACAGCACUGAUUAGGGAGAGAACGAUUUUCUUUUUCAUACAGUGUCAUGAAGAUGAGGCAGUUAGCAUUACUCGUGAGGAUAACUGGAACACAGAAUAAUUUAUUUUUCUGCCCUCAAGUAAAGAUAAGAUAAAACUGAGCUGUGUACUAUCGCCACAGUGUGGGUUCUGGUUCUCGGCACUACCCCACGCCUACAGCAGGGAGAAUACACACCCCAAUUCAGGAGUGAUUUGGGUUACUGUUUCUUCAGAAUUCUAAGGUUAGUACUUUCUGCAGUUUAAAUAAUCUAGUUUACAGCGAGAGCCCCAAGUAGGGCUAGUUGCAUUACAGAAUCCUGCCCCCUGUGUGAGACCCUCAUUUGCUGGGCAGUUUUUCUGUUUUACAAGUGUGUUCCGGGACCUAACGCUGUUGGCGCUUCUGGGACGGCAGCAGCCGGCACGCCCACAGCACUGAGCGUCCCUAGGCUCCCUCAGAGUUCUCUCGGUCUCCGUGUCCAUCUGGCAGCACCAGCCUUCCGGCCGCUUUUCCAAGAACCAGUGGCCCUCGUGGCAGCGACCCCUUCUGGCUGAGGAGCCAGAGGAGAUUUCGAGCCAGAGCUCGGGUGCGGGGAGUGGCCAUGCCUCUAGGGAGGGUCACUGCUGUCUCCAUAGGAGAGGUUGCGUUUGAUCUGGGGGACCUUGGAGGCCUGCUGAGGGCCAGCGUUGAUGCUGGUGGAGUUGGGGUGCAGUCUGGGAGGCUCCUCUCAGAUGCCUCACAGCUUGAGCCGUCAGCACCCUGGGUGCCUGGGACGUGCUGAGGGGCUGCGGCAUCAUCCUCACCUGGGCCCGGUGGCCUGGCAUCGGGAAGCAGGGCUGGGCUCCUGUUGGCAUUGCUGAAUGCAGGGACCUUGUCUUCCUGGAGGUGACAGUCUCCUUUUGGGGGUGGCCUCGGUGAGAUUUGGAGCUGGUCCGCUGCCCUGUUCACUCUGCAGAGCUGUGCUGUGGCCUUGGAGUCCAGGACGGCUCCACCAUGUCACACUGGGUGGUCGGGUCCUGCUGUCCGGGCCGGCGUCCCGGGCCGGCUCGGGCUGCUCCGCACUGACUGGGGGCCAGCCCGGCCGAGGCGGGGCCUGUCUGCCCCUCAGCAUGAGGAGCCCUCCUCCAGCAUCGGCAUGGCCACGGGGGGACAGCCCCUGGGAGGGACUCAGACACCGUGGUGCUGCCCUGCACGUGGCUGUUCCCAUUGCGUCCUGCUCAGGACUCCGGACGGUGUGCGCUCGCUGUGUGAAGGAGAAGUCAUUGGGGAGUUCUGACUUCCUUAGAGUUAGAGUUAAAAGCUUCUCCCCUGUAAGUCCUGAACUGUGCUCACCAGCCAACAUGUUUAAUGAGUAACUUACAAACUUUGAGGGCAAUUAACCAAACCUGUGACAAAUGGUGUCUUUUUUCCUAAGGAUGUUUGUUACACAGAUACCUGUUACACUAAUACUUGAACUUGUACCUUGUGGUAUUUGCUCUUUUAACUAGUCACAAUACUCUUAUAUUUUAGUUACACUUUUGGACUCUGAUGUAAGGUGAGUGGGUGUAUGUGUGAGAGUGAAGCAGUUCCCAGCUGAAUGUAAGAAAACCAUUUUUUAUAAAAUCAACUUUAAAAAAAAAAAAAAACUGUCUUUUACCCUUU